AUGUGGGCCGGGUUGAGCCGGAUAGGCUCCGUCGCGGCGGGCGCCCUCCUGCUGGCUGGAGGUCUUCUAUCGAACCCCGUUCUCGCCGAUACGGACGGCCAAUCCACUUUCGUCACCGAAGACAAGUCCAUGGCAUUUGGCUUCACCGUCCCCGAUAUCAAGGAUGACGACUUCUUCUUCACAAUCCGAUUCCCCAAGGAAUACGCGUGGGGCGCCAUUGGCCUAGGAUCCGAGGACAUGGACGGCGCUCUCGUCCUCAUGGUCUACGUACGCUCCCCUCCCUUCCUUUUACGGCACAAACGUCACCUUCUCCCCCGCUACGCCCGCGGCCACUACGAACCCGCCUACUACCCCAACUUCGAGUACCGCACCCUCCCCGGCACCGGCGUCACCGACAACCACUUCGUCGUCUCCGCCCACUGCCUCUCCGGCUGCCGCUCCUGGCCCGGCGGCUACAUCGACGUCUCCGACGACAACCAAAAGGCCAUCUUCGCCCUCGGCCCCAAGGAGACCUUUCGCUCCAACGACCCCGCCGCGCCCCUCCGCUACCACUCCCGCUACGGCUCCUUCAAGAUCGCCCUCGGCCGCACCCGCGGCGCCGGCGACGCCCCCGAGGUCUCGGACGGCUCCUCCAACCAGGGCACCGAGCCCCACAUGCAGCGCAACGGCCGCUGGGACCCCAAGUCCACCAUGCACGCCGUCUUCAUGAUCCUCGUCUUCGUCGUCCUGCUGCCCCUCGGCGUCUUCAUCCUCCGCAUCGGUAACUCGCCCAAGUGGCAUGCCGUCAACCAGUUCAUCUCCCUGCUUGGCGCGCUUGUCGGCUUCGCUUUGGGUAUCCUCACCAGCUUCCACUACCAACGAUCGCGCAAGUUUGUUUCUUCGCAUCAGGUCAUCGGCUACCUUGUGAUCGCCGGCCUCAUCGGGCAAUUCGUUGUCGGCGUGAUGCACCACAUCCGUUACAGGAGGCGCGAAGGCACCGGCAAGCUCACCCCAGUUCACGUCUGGGUCGGCCGCAUCGUCAUCUUCCUCGGCUCCAUCAACGCAUUCCUCGGUUUCCAAUUCGCCCUCGUCAGCAUGUACAACCUCAUCCUCGCCGGCAUCAUCAUCCUCCUCACCGCCGUCAGCUGCCUCUUCACCUUCCACCAGGGCCUCCGCUCCCGCAUCCUCCGCCGCUCCUCCGCCGGCUCCGGCUUCGCCUUCCCCAAGUCCUCCGCCUCCGGCGCCGGCGCCAGCGGCGGCUUCAACCGCGAACCCUGGCGCUCCAGCGGCCUCGACGACGACGCCGUCCCCUACCGCGACUCUACCGUCGACUCCACCGCUAAGCGCGGCGGCGGCGGCGGCGGCGCCACCGACCUCAGCCGCCAGGAGUACUCCCCUCCCCGCGCAGAUUGGCCUCAUGGACGUCCAUGCCACGCGCGCGAGGAACAAUGA
Parascedosporium putredinis is the source of this 1431-nucleotide messenger RNA. Lineage: Eukaryota; Fungi; Ascomycota; Sordariomycetes; Microascales; Microascaceae. The record is from the annotation of a GenBank genome assembly.